Messenger RNA from Musa acuminata subsp. malaccensis (wild Malaysian banana), 2697 nucleotides. Its product is annotated as U-box domain-containing protein 15-like. Gene Ontology annotation, biological process: cell surface receptor signaling pathway; protein ubiquitination. Lineage: Eukaryota; Viridiplantae; Streptophyta; Magnoliopsida; Zingiberales; Musaceae. Gene Ontology annotation, molecular function: ubiquitin-protein transferase activity; protein binding. The record is from RefSeq and is a predicted model, not a curated record.
CCCUCUCGCAGAACUCCAACGAACCAACGGGUGGUAAACAUCCCCUCCUUUAUUCUUAUAUCAUCGAAGCGGAAGCGGAAGCGCGCGCGAGAAUUAUUCUCCAUCCGUCGUCUCUCCGAAACCUUCUCCGGUACAAAUUUGGAAACAAGCGUUCGGAUUGGGGUUUCUUGUGCGCCAGCCCUCCAGUCGUCGUCCCCAUGAUCGACCCGACCUCCUCCGUUCCUUGUUCCAACUACUGAACCUAGUCUUAGCAUGGGAGACGUGGAGGGGGAGAAGACCAACCCCGCGGCGAUGGCGGCCGGCGCAGGAAGAGAGGAGGGGGAGGAGCACGACGUGGCCGACCUGGUCGGGGAGCUGCUGGAGAUCAUCGACUCCGUUGGGUCAUUCGGGGAGUACCGGCGGACGCAGCGGAAGGAGUCCUUCAACCUGGUGCGGCGGAUGAAGCUGGUGGCGCCGCUGCUGGAGGAGUUGCAGGACCUCGAGUACCCUAUCCCCGACGCCGCCUACGCCCGGCUUUGUGGCCUGCUUAAGGCGUUCUCCGCUGCCAGGAAGUUGCUGAGGUGCUGCCACGACGGGAGCAAGAUCUAUCUGGCAUUGGAGAGUGAGGCGGUAAUGGGGAGGUUUCAUAUGGUAUAUGACAGAAUGAAUCAGGCAUUAGAGGGCAUGCCGUAUGAUGCGCUUGUUAUUUCGGAUGAAGUCAAAGAACAGGUUGAAUUGAUGAGUUUGCAACUAAGAAGAGCUAAGAGGAGAAUCGACACUCAAGACAUGGAGCUUGCCAUGGAUUUGAUGGUUGUGCUCUCAAAAAGGGACGACAGGAACGCAGAUGGAGCCAUACUUGAAAGGCUAGCGAAAAAGUUGGAGUUGCAAACUCUACCAGAUUUAAGAGCUGAAACAAUGGCCAUCAAAAAGCUCAUCAAAGAAAGAUGUGGGGCAAAUGCAGACAGUACACAGCAGAUCAUGGAUCUGCUCAAUAAAUUUAAACGAGUUGCAGGAGUCGAAGAUUCUAAAGGGUUAAGCGACGUCACCUUGCCUAAAUACCUCGAGAAGUGUCCAUCGUUGAUGAUUCCAAAUGACUUCCUCUGUCCUGUAUCUCUGGAGAUCAUGUCGGAUCCUGUCAUUGUUGCAACAGGACAGACAUAUGAACGAAGAAGCAUACAGAAGUGGCUGGAUGCAGGUCAUCGAAAUUGCCCAAAGACUAGACAAACUUUGGCUCACCUCUCUUUAGCUCCAAACUAUGCUCUUCGUAACUUGAUCAUGCAGUGGUGUGAGAAGAACCAAGUUGAGCUGUUGAAAAGAGAUGCAGACCAGGACUCUGAUCAUUUAGAGCAAAAGGAAGAGAUCCCUUCAUUGGUGAGAGAUUUGUCCUCCAUUCAUCUUGAUGUGCAGCGGAAGGCAGUGAAGAAGAUCCGCAUGCUCUCCAAGGAGAAUCCUGAUAACAGGAUUUUGAUCGCUAAGCAUGGUGGAAUACCUGCUCUGGUCGGCCUGAUACCUUAUCCCGAUUCGAAGAUCCAAGAACACACUGUCACGGCUCUGUUGAACUUGUCGAUCGAUGAGAGGAACAAAAGAAUCAUAGCCAAAGAAGGAGCAAUUCCUGCUAUAAUUGAAAUCUUGAAGAGCGGCACGGUUGAGGCUAAAGAGAACUCGGCCACAGCCUUGUUCAGUUUGUCAAUGCUUGAAGAGAACAAGGUGAUGAUAGGGAACAUGAAUGGCAUUCCUCCAUUGGUGGAUCUUCUGCGGGAUGGGACCAUUAGGGGGAAGAAGGAUGCUGCCACUGCACUCUUUAAUCUGGUUCUGAACUAUGGGAACAAGGCUAGAGCUAUUGAUGCAGGAAUAGUGGCUCCUCUGCUUAAUGUACUGUGUGACAAGAACCUUGGCAUGGUGGAUGAAGCCCUCUCGAUCUUCCUUCUUCUGGCAUCACAUCCUGAUGGCCACACUGCCAUAGGGCAGCUUCCUUUCAUUGAAACCGUCGUGCAGCUGAUAAAAGAAGGCACCCCCAAGAACAAGGAAUGUGCACUCUCCGUACUUCUUGAAUUGGGUACUCAUAAUUCUUCUUUGGUCUCAGCUGCGCUACGGUUGGGGGUGUAUGAGCAUGUCUGUGAGGUAGAGAAAAGUGGAACUAAUCGAGCAAAGAGGAAGGCGAAGUCCCUUUUUCCGCUUAUAAACAAGUGCAAGGAGGGUUAGCGAAGCUUGGAAAUCCUCAUCUACUGGUCAUGAGGGACUAUUACCCUCGUACCAAGCGGGCAUAUAAGUAAGUCGCUUUCGUCUUAUGAUUUCAUCGGAUCUAAAGUAUUCCUCAAGAGUUUUUAGAAGUAAAAAAGCACGCCUAGUUCUAUGUAUAUGCUGACACAGUAUGUUCAAUUGUCGUCUGUUAUAUAAUAUGAUGUAAUGUGUGGAGGAAGCGUGUGAUCAUCAUAGUUAUACCAUCUGUGAUACUGAAUCAUUGUUCCUCUUCAGCUGUCAAAUAGAUAGAACAGCUUAUAGUGCAAUGAUUCCUUUUAUCUUAGCUGCUCUUAAAGAUCUUUUCUUUCUUACUAUGUGGUGUUAUGUUUCUCACAUUGUAAGUAUUUAAUUAUCCCUCCAGUUAUUUGUGAUUCUUUUUAUGAACUACCGUACAUGUAUUUAUGAUUCUCUUUAUUUUUCUGAGACCACAGUGUAGCUUCUACAACACUAAUAUCGGAGCCCUUUCCUCAUUGCCCU